AUGGGAGAAAGAAAAAUGGAAAUCAGAACAUAUGUGGAUGAUAACCACACGAAAUAUUUAGAAGCAGUAAAAAAUUACAAUUCGCAUAUAGAUGAGUUAGUCAUAUUUUUUGAUACGUUUGAAGAUCCUUCAUGUAAUCAUAUAAACUGGGGAAAACUAAAAUACAAAGGAUAUUUGCAAAAGAUUUACAACCAUGAUACGGAAUUAUUACCUAUACAUUUAGAUGACCUACGAGAGCAUUUCUGUAAAGAGAAUAAGGAGGCAGAUUAUUCUGUAUAUAAUGGAAUAAUGACAAAUACACAUAGGUAUAUGGAACUGUUAUACUCUGCAGCUGAUAAAUGUUUAUCGGAUGAAUGUUUUAAAAGAUUUGUUAAAGGUUAUGGAGAAGAAGAUGAAAAUGAGAAAACGAAAAGGAAGAAUUUGAGAAGAAUAAAUAAUGAAGAUCUUAGUGGAUAUUCUACUGAUGAAAGUGAAAAAGAAGCUUUUAACAACUUAUUUCGUGAUAUGAUUAAGCCAAUUGAAGAAAUUAGACAAGAAAGGAUGAAAGAAUAUAAAUUGCCAGCAUAUUUAAGAGUAAACUUUGAAAUUAUUUUGAUACCAAGUUCACGAGAUUUAGUGAGAAAAAUGAGAGUAGUAAAUGCUGAUUGUAUAGGAUCUUUGAGUACAUUCGAAUGUGAAGUAAUUAGAGCUACCCAGUUGAAACCAAGAAUCCAGGUAGCUACUUACGAAUGUGAUAGAUGUCACGUAUUUGCAUAUAAAGCUGUGGAUGGUCCUUUUUUUAUGCCACUUUUUGAUUGUCCAGGUUGCACAAAUGUACAUGGUAUUAGAGGAUCAUUAAAAUUUCAAGCGAAAUUAAGCAAAUUUGUAAAAUAUCAAGAAAUAAAAGUGCAAGAGUUACCUAGUCAAUUACCAGAAGGAGAUAUUCCAAGAAGUAUGAAUUGUAUAAUACAUGGAGAAUGCACCACUUCGGUACAACCAGGUAUGUCUGUUACAUUAACAGGUGUUCUAAUGCCUGUUACAAAAAGUGGAUUUCAAGCAUUAAAAGGAGGAUUAAUUGCAGAAAAAGUUUUCCAUAUUUAUUAUGUACAAAAUAAUAAAGAAAAUUUUAAUGAACAUAUUGAUAAUUAUGAAAAAAUUAUGGAAGAAGUGCAAGCUUUGAAAAAUAGCCCCAAUUUGUAUGAAAAGUUGGCAUAUAACAUUGGUCCAGAAAUAUACGGACAUGACGAUGUGAAGAAAGCUUUAUUAUUACAAUUAAUUGGAGGAUGUACCAAAAAAAAAAAAGAUGGUGGUUUAAUUAGGGGUGACAUACAUAUAUUACUAAUGGGAGAUCCAGGAGUUGCUAAAAGUCAGCUUAUGAAAAAGGUAUGUCUCAUUGCAUCUAGAUCAAUAUAUACAACAGGUAAGGGAAGUAGUUCUGUUGGUUUGACUGCGGCUGUUUUGAAAGAUCCCAAUACUGGAGAAACUACUCUAGAGGGAGGUGCAUUGGUGCUAGCCGAUAAAGGAAUAUGUUGCAUUGACGAAUUCGAUAAGAUGGAUGAAUUUGAUCGUUCUGCUAUUUAUGAGGUCAUGGAACAGCAAACUGUUUCUAUUGCUAAAGCUGGACAUUGCAGUAACAUGCCUGCACGAUCAUCUGUUUUAGCAGCUGCAAACCCAAUUAAUGGUAGAUACGACUGCAAAAAAUCCGUUAUGCUUAACAUGAAUUUACCCGCAGCACUGCUAACCAGAUUUGAUUUACAGUUUCUUCUUCUUGAUAUAUCUGAUCGAGACAAGGACAAAAAGCUAGCUGAGCAUGUUCUGAAUAUUUUAAAAUGUACAGAUUCCACUGAUGAUAAAAAAAAAAAAUCCGAAUUACACAAUGAUGGUUAUGAAGAAAUUGACAAAACUGUAUUGAGAGCUUUUAUACAACUAGCCAAAAAGAAAGAACCCACCAUUUCUCCUGAUUUGAUACCAAAAAUUACCCAAUGGUAUGUAUCCUCGAGACAAUUAGAAUCGCAACAAGAAAGAUAUAAUGAUACACGUGUCAAUUACACAACUCCAAGAGCACUCCUAGCCAUUCUCCGGAUAUCACAAGCACUAGCUAGAUUAAGAGACAGUGAUGUCAUGGAAACAGCUGAUUUUGAAGAAGCCAUCAGAUUAACUGAACAAUCAAAAGCUAGUGUAUCACAACAAACAGAAAAAAGAAGAAGAAAGGAUUCAUCCACAGAAAUUAUGAACAUUAUUAAAAACAUUAAGGAAAAAAUUAUGGAAAAGAAAAAAAAAUGGAAUGGAUGGAUAUCUAUUGAAGAAAUAGAAAGGCAAUCAAUAACAAAGGGAUUUACCAAAGCACAUGUUUUUAAUACCAUUGAUAAGUAUGUAGAAUUGACAGUGUUUACUAUUAAUGAAAAUAACACAGCUAUUGCCUUUCCUAAUGAUGUAUACAAUGCGGAUGAUGAUGUUGGUUAUGGCGAUGAUGUAGAUCAUAUGGCAAAUGAGGAAGAGUACGCAUAUUGA
Messenger RNA from Plasmodium gonderi, 2490 nucleotides. RefSeq names its product DNA replication licensing factor MCM7. The coding region runs from base 1 to 2490 and encodes 829 amino acids. The record is from RefSeq and is a predicted model, not a curated record. Gene Ontology annotation, molecular function: single-stranded DNA binding; ATP binding; ATP hydrolysis activity. NCBI's taxonomy places the organism in Eukaryota, Apicomplexa, Aconoidasida, Haemosporida, Plasmodiidae. Gene Ontology annotation, cellular component: nucleus; MCM complex. The transcript has a single exon. Gene Ontology annotation, biological process: DNA strand elongation involved in DNA replication; double-strand break repair via break-induced replication; DNA replication initiation.